CUGAGGCUUUGGUUUUGGUCAAGCAGGGUGGCAGACGUUGUUUGGACGGAGUGUUUGAGUUGGUCCCUGUUCCUCUCCAGAGGCUCCGUAAGUGACGCGGACUCUCGGGAGCACCAAACCAGAAGCAGCCAAGGACGAGAAGAGCUGUGGCAGAAGAGAGGGCCAGGUGUCGAGAAGCCGCUCAGGCUUAAAAAUCUCGGACUCCAGUGUAGGGACCUGUGAUCAGCAAGGGAGGACCAGAGUGGCAAAGACUAAUGCCCCCAUUUUACAGCUCAGCCUUCUCAACACUCCACCCUUCCCUAAAAAAGGAGCACAAAGGUGGAAAGAAUGGUCACUCUUUCCCUCACAGUCUGAUCCUGGAUUGCUUCUUCCUAGAAAGCUAAUCUUCGACCAGAUGGCAGUAACAUUUGAAGAUGUGACUGUUAUUUUUACUUGGGAGGAGUGGAAAUUCUUGGAUUCUUCUCAGAAAAAGCUCUACAGAGAGGUCAUGUGGGAGAAUUACACAAAUGUCAUGUUAGUAGGAAAUUGGAAAGAGAGCUGCAAACCCCAGGAAGAAAGAUUCAGAUAUUUAGAACAUGAAAAUCUUUCCUGCUGGCAGGGCUGGAAGACUGCCAGCACUCAGAUAUAUGAGAAUAAAAACUAUGUGGAAAUGGUUCAAGGUAUAGAUUCCAAAGACCUAAAGCAGCAACACCUUUCUCACUAUCAAGAAUGGUCAACACUCCCCACACAAGUAGCAGGGUAUGGGAACUAUGAACUGACUUUUGAAAGCAAAAGUCCCAGGAACUUAAAAUAUACCAAGUAUAUACCUUGUCAGUCCUUAGAAAGGAAACACUCUGAAGAUGAUGGUAGAAAAAUCUAUGUGAGUGAUUCAUGUGGUUUUCAAGGAUGCAGAUACCAUGUUGGCAUAUCCAGGAAAAAUCUCUCUAUGGAAAAAGAACAGAAGCUCAUAUGUCAGCAUUCUAUCCCAGGACAGGAAGCCUUUCCAGAGUACAUUGGGCAGAUAUGUCAAAACGACCUGCUAAAAGGCUCUAUGGAAGAGAAAUACUGUGGAUGUAAAAAAUGUAAAGAAAUUUAUUACUGGAACUCACAGCGUAUUCUCCACAAGAGAAAUCAUCUUGGAGAAAAGUUCUAUCCAUGCUCCAUCAGCCCCACAUGCUUCCCUCAGAGAUCAGACCUAUACAGACAUCCAAGAAUCCACAUAGGUAAGCAGCUGUACAGAUGUGACGAAGUUGCCAGUAACCUUAGUCAGAGCUUCGGUGUUCACUUUCCUCAGAGAGCCCACCCAGGGGAGGUACCUUAUAUAUGUAACGUGUGUAGUAAUAGCUUCAGUCAGAUCCCCGGGCUUCACCAUCAUCAAAGGGUCCCCCUGGAAGAGAAACUCUAUAAGUUGCAGUGUGAUAAGGACCUCGGUAGAAAUUCAUUGCUUCACAUUCACCAGAGACUUCACAUAGGAGAGAAGCCUUUUAAGUGUGAUCAGUGUGGUAAGAGUUUUAGUCGGAGUUCAGUACUUCAUGUUCAUCAGAGAGUCCACACCGGAGAGAAACCGUAUAAGUGUGAUGAAUGUGGUAAAGGCUUCAGUCAGAGCUCAAAUCUUCGAAUUCAUCAGUUAGUCCACACAGGAGAAAAGUCCUAUAAAUGUGGUGACUGUGGUAAGGGCUUUACCCAGCGCUCAAAUCUUCAAAUCCAUCAGAGAGUGCAUACAGGAGAGAAGCCAUACAAAUGUGACAACUGUGGGAAGGACUUUAGUCACAGCUCAGAUCUUCGCAUUCAUCAGAGGGUCCAUACCGGGGAGAAACCCUAUAUUUGUCAUGAAUGUGGGAAGGGCUUCAGCAAGAGUUCAAAACUUCACACUCAUCAAAGAGUGCAUACUGGAGAGAAACCCUAUAAAUGUGAACAGUGUGGUAAAGGUUUCAGUCAGCGUUCACAUCUUCUCAUUCAUCAGAGAGUCCAUACAGGAGAAAAACCCUAUAAAUGUGAUGACUGUGGAAAGGGCUUUAGUCACAGCUCAAAUCUUCAUAUUCACCAGAGGAUCCACACAGGAGAGAAGCCUUAUCAAUGUGCUAAGUGUGGUAAGGGUUUCAGCCACAGCUCAGCUCUUCGAAUUCAUCAGAGAGUCCACACGGGAGAGAAAACUUAUAAAUGCCAUGAGUAUUACACGGGAUUCAAUCAGAAUCCACAUCUUUACAAUAACUGCAGAAGAGAAACCUUGUAAUUCCGUUCAUUUUGUUGUAACAGCUUUAAUCAAAGCUUCAAUUUAAGCCUAGUAAAUGCUGCUAGAAAAAAAUGCUAUAAAUAACCCAAAUAAUCCCAAGCAACAUUUAAAAUUUCUUCUAAUUCCUACUAAGAAUCAUUUGCUUUAAGAAGAGAUGCUUAGGACAGUAUUUUAAAGUAUUUUCUUUUUCUACCAUAUACAUUAGGUAUAGUAGUGUUGUGUGUUAGUUGCUCAGUUGAGUCCGACUCUGCAACCCCAUGGACUGUAGCCUGCCAGGCUCCACUGUGCAUGGAAUUCUCCUGUCAAGAAUACUAGAGUGGGUAGCUAUUCCCUUCUCCAGGGGAUCUUCCUGACCCAAGGAUUGAACCCAGGUCUCCUGCACUGCAGGCAAAUUCUUUACCAUCUUAGCCACCAGGGAAACCCCAUAUGCAUAGUCAUUAUAAAAUAUGUAAAUGAGUCAAGAAGCAAACGUCUCAUCCUGUUUCAUUCUACAUCUUUUUUCUGUCAUUUUCAUGUGCAUAAAAUCAUAUUGUAUGUUCAACUUUGUGUUUUCACUGACUUCAAAACAUUUGCUUGUAUUUUGGUUUGAAUUGAAAUUGGUUAGCUCUCAAUGAACAGCAAGAAUCUUGACUCAACUGUAAAGUCCCUUAGAAGCUACAGAAAAAAAAAGAAAAGAAAACACACAAAACCUGAACUCAAAUUGGCAGACAACUGAAAUAUGGAAGAAUUAACUAAAGGGUCAGUAAAUUUCAAUUGCUUAUGAGAAAAAAUCAGAAAACACUGUAUUUCCCUUUAUCCAAGAUAGGAUAUCUUAGAUAAUUUAUUUCUCUCAACCAGAAAACUCAAGAACCAUCCUUUUUUUGCAAGGGUGCUAUCCUGUAAAGUUACCAUAACACCCUCCCACCCAUUCCCCUACCUAGUUUUCUACAUUUAUGCAUUCGUUUAGACCCUAGGAAGUAUGGAAAAAUUCUGGUUAUCUACAAAACCUAAGAGGGAGAAUGGAUACAGAACUCUGCAAUAGUAAAUGUCAGAAGACAGUGUAAUAACACCUUCAGAAUUAUGAGACUCAAAAAUCUGUUAUCACCUAUAUUUUUUCUUAUCAACUAAAUUGUCUUUAUAGGUAACAGAUAAGCAAACAAAAACAAAAACAAAACCCAGAAAACAUAUAUGUACCUUUCUUAAACAGAUCUCAAGAAUGUGAGAGUCAUAAUGUAAAAGGAUGGGUAACAAACACUAAAAUCAGUUAAACAUGCAGUUAAUUUUGAAUUGUUAAUUUGUUUACAAAACUUGAAAAAUGUUAAAAUAGUUGUACAAGAAAGUAUUUAAUAUAGAAAUGCUGAGUAUAAAAACGUUAUAUGUUAAAGACUGGAUGGGAUGGUAGGAUUAUCAGAUAAAGGAAUCUCGGACACCCAAUUAGGCCUGAUUUUUCAGAUCAGCUCAAUUCAGUUCAGUCGCUCCGUUGUGUCUGACUCUGUGACCCCAUGGACUGUAGCACGCCAGGCUUCCCUGUCCAACACCAACUCCCAGAGCUUGCUCAAACUCAGAUCCAUCCAGUCGGUGAUGCCAUCCAAUCAUCUCAUCCUCUGUCGUCCCCUUCUCCUCCUGCCUUCAAUCAGGUUUUUCUGAAUUUUCAUCAUAUAUCUGAUUUUUCAGAUAUACAGUGAUCAUUUUUUUAUAAGUAUGUCCCAAAUAUUGCAUGGAACUUAUACUAAGAAAGUAUUUGCUUACAUGAAAUUCAAACUUAACAGCACCCUGUGUUUUUAUUUGCUAAAUUUGCCAACAAGAUGAGAGAAGAAUAGCAAAAGAAAGUAUGCUACAUUUCUGGUCUUAAAUAGCAUGGAUUCAUUAUAUUUUCUUGAAUUUAACAAUUCUAGGAAGAAAGGCCUAAAAAUUUUUUUACAGAGCUCAAAAUUACAAUUAAAAGAACUAAAAGCACAUACGUUUCAAAACAGGAAGAUAAAAACAAAGAAUAUUCAGUCCCUAAAGCAUAAAAGGCAGAAAACAAAAACAAUAUGAAGAAGAUGAGAGCAAAUCAGAUUUAUCAAAAUAGCUUAAAUCUCCCUUUAAGAAGUUUUGAAAACCCUUGAUUGAAUUAAAAUUUUACUUAUAUAUGAUUAAAAGACUAUAGCAAAAUGAUACUGGUUAACUGACCAAUUUUCAACUUGUCAGUAUUGAUUUAUUGAUUAAUCUUAUUCAUAUAAGAGAACAGGCAAAUGUUUAUUAGGCAAACAUAAAGGCAUGUCUACAAUAUGUUUUAAAAGUUAAUUUAAAUGAACUAAUUAUAAACCCAUUAAGGUGGAUAAAAAUAACUUUCCAGUAACUUUCUAAAUUCUUAAAAUAAUCAGAAAAAUACUAUGGGUGCAAAAUAGAGUUUGUAAUACUAAGUGAAAGUGAAAGUCGUUUCGUCGUGUCUGACUCUUGUGACCCCAUGGACUAUACAGUCCAUGGAAUUCUCCAGGCCAGAAUACUGGAGUGGGUGGCCUUACCCUUCUCCGGGGGAUCUUCCCAAACCAGGGAUCGAACCCAGGUCUCCUGCAUUGCAGGCAGAUCCUUUACCAGCUAAACCACAAGGAAAGCCCUUGAAAUAUUAAGUUUUCUUUAAAAGGAACAAAUAGCAAAAAUGUAGAAUGAAAAUAAUGAAAAAACAUUUAAUUGAAAAUAAAAGGGGACUUGAAUAGAGAAAUCAUAAUUUUCUUGGAAUGUUAAAGUACAGAUUUAUUUCAGAUCUUAUGAAAAUCCUAAUGAGAUUUGAAAUUGAAAAAAGUAUUCUUUUUCCUGAAAAAAAGUUUAAGAAAAAUAGGUAUUAGAGAAGAGCAAAGAUAAUUAGAAAGAUUAAUGAGAUUGCCCUAACAUAUAGUAAACGAUGUGUGUGUGUUGGUCACUCAGUUGUGCCAGACUCUCUGCAACCCUGUGGACUGUAGCUUGCCAGGCUCCUCUGUCCAUGGGAUUCUCCAGGCAAGAAUACUGGAGUGGAUUGCCAUUUCCUUCUCCAGGGGAUCUUCCCAACCCAGAGAUGGAACGUGGGUCUCCCAUAUUGCAGGCAGAUUCUUUACUGUCUGAGCCACUAGGGAAGAAAAUACAUGGUAAAUGAUAUACUGACGUUAAAAUAUUGAGAACUUGAUGAUACAUUUGAAAAAAAUGUUUAGAAUGCUCAGUUAUUAUUAGAUAACUAAAAAACAAACCAGUGUAUGGAUUACAUAUGUGUAUAUAACAAUGCUUAGAUGCUUUACAUAUGAUAAAAGAUUUAUGAAUAGGAUUAUUUGGUGAGUGGUGCUGCAAAAUUAUUUAACUCUUUGGAGAAAAAUAAAAUUAGGCUUUCAUCUCAUGACCAACAUCAUAUAGAUAUUCAUCUAAUAUGUAUUGAUUAAAGCACAAGUUUUCAAACUGUGUUCCAUGAACCUGUAUAUGGUUUCAUGAAGUCCGCUUCAUCAAAAACAAAUCGCAAGUUAACCCCAUCCUCUUCUUCUGAUUUGUAUUCAAUAUUAGA
This is a messenger RNA of Dama dama (fallow deer), 5699 nucleotides long. It is a transcript of the gene ZNF214, whose product is annotated as zinc finger protein 214. The coding region runs from base 395 to 2212 and encodes 605 amino acids. Gene Ontology annotation, biological process: regulation of DNA-templated transcription. The record is from RefSeq and is a predicted model, not a curated record. The transcript is spliced from 5 exons. NCBI's taxonomy places the organism in Eukaryota, Metazoa, Chordata, Mammalia, Artiodactyla, Cervidae.